Aspergillus bombycis is the source of this 1206-nucleotide messenger RNA. RefSeq names its product galactonate dehydratase. NCBI's taxonomy places the organism in Eukaryota, Fungi, Ascomycota, Eurotiomycetes, Eurotiales, Aspergillaceae. Bases 1 to 1206 code for a protein of 401 amino acids. The transcript is spliced from 3 exons. The record is from RefSeq and is a predicted model, not a curated record.
AUGGCUCCAAUCAAGCAGAUCGAAUAUUUUAGAGUGCCUCCGCGAUGGCUGUUUGUCAAAAUCACAGACUCCGAGGGCAAUGUCGGCUGGGGUGAAGCUUCACUAGAGGGUCAUACUGAAGCGGUUGAAGGUUGUCUCGACGCCUUUGUCGAGCGAUUUGUUGGGUUGGAUGCUAAGUAUGAACCUUUUGCGAUUCUCUUUUUCCUUUCUUUGACUGCGUACUCAUUUCUGUUUAGUGACAUUGAGCAUAUAUGGCAGAAUGGCUAUCGCAUGGGUUUCUACCGUGGGGGGCCAAUCCUAAUGAGUGCUCUGUCCGGCAUCGAUAUUGCUCUAUGGGAUUUGAAAGCGUCACGUUUUGGUGUGCCCAUAUACGAGCUACUCGGCGGGAAGGUCCGUGACAAACUACGGGUUUAUGCUUGGAUAGGAGGGGAUCGCCCUGGAGAUGUAGAGGCACAAGCUCGCGGUCGUAUCUCACAGGGAUUCAAAGCAGUGAAAAUGAACGCGACCGAAGAUCUUGGAUGGCUAGACUCACCCGCCGCGCUCAACGCAUCCGUGGAGCGUCUGAAGACCGUCAAGUCUCUGGGUUUAGAUGCCGGUGUGGACUUCCACGGCAGGGUGCACAAGGCAAUGGCCAUCCAGCUUGCACAUAAGCUGGCUCCGCACGAGCCGUUAUUCAUCGAGGAGCCCUUGCUCUCCGAGCACCCAGAGUCGGUGGCUGCUUUGUCCAAAUUGGUCCCCAUUCCGAUUGCGCUUGGCGAGCGCCUACACUCUCGCUGGGACGUCAAGCCAUUUCUAGAAUCGGCUUCUGUCAGUAUUCUUCAGCCUGAUAUCAGUCACGUUGGAGGUAUUUCCGAGCUGCGGCGCAUUGCCAUCAUGGGUGAAGCUUACGAUGUGGCUUUGGCACCGCACUGUCCUCUCGGCCCGAUUGCUCUAGCUGCCAAUAUUCAGGUUGAUGCCGUGUCGGCGAAUUUUGCGAUUCAGGAAAUGAGUGUGGGCAUCCACUAUAAUCAUGGCUCGGCGGAUAUCGGGACUUAUAUCAAGAACCCCGAAGUUUGGACAGUCAAGGACGGCAUGCUGGAUCUUAUGCGGGGUCCCGGUCUAGGCAUAGAGAUUGACGAGGAGAGGAUUAGAGCUGCAGCAGUUGGUGCCAAAGCUUGGAGAAGCCCGUGCUUUCAAGGUCCUGGGGGUGAGUGGAGAGAAUGGUAA